Ailuropoda melanoleuca (giant panda) is the source of this 2345-nucleotide messenger RNA. RefSeq names its product PML-RARA regulated adaptor molecule 1 (gene PRAM1). The record is from RefSeq and is a predicted model, not a curated record. The coding region runs from base 1 to 2205 and encodes 734 amino acids. Gene Ontology annotation, cellular component: plasma membrane. The transcript is spliced from 11 exons. Gene Ontology annotation, molecular function: protein binding. Gene Ontology annotation, biological process: protein localization to plasma membrane; integrin-mediated signaling pathway; T cell receptor signaling pathway. NCBI's taxonomy places the organism in Eukaryota, Metazoa, Chordata, Mammalia, Carnivora, Ursidae.
AUGGCACAGAGGCAGCGGCCCAGCUCAGGUCCCACUUGCCCUGUGGCCCAUCACCCGCCUGCAGCCAUGGGGAGCCAUCAGGACUUCCGGAGCCUUCAAGCAAAGUUCCAGGCCUCUCAGCCGGAGACCAGCGAACUCCCCAAAAAAACUCCGAAGCCUGAGUUCAACAAACUUCUAAAGAAGUUUCCACCACCUGAGCUAAGCGAGGACCCCAAGAAGCCCCUGCAGCCCAGUUGCACUGAUCUGCCCAGGAAACCCUCCAAACCCGAGCCAAGUGAACCCUCCAAGAAGUUCCCACAGCUCGAGGUCCUUCAGAAAGCUUUGCAGCCUGAGCCUGGCAACCCUGCCAAGCCCCCGCCAGAGCCCAAAUCCAGUGCCUUCCCCAAAAGGCUCCAGCAGCCUGAGCCCCACGAGGCCACCCCAGACCCCUCACAGCCUGACUUUGGUACCCUUCCCAAGAAGCCACCACAGCCCGAAUUCAGUGUGCACCCCAGAAAGCCCCCACAGCCUCAGGUCGAUGGCCUCCCUAAGAAAUCCCUACCACAGCCCGAGAUCGGGGAGGCCCCUCAGACAUCCCCCUGGAAGCCUGAGCCCAGUGAGCCCCACCUCCACUCCUCACAGCCCAACUUCAGUACCCUUCCCAAGAAACCCCCACAGCCCGAGUUCAGCGUGUACCCCAGAAAGCCCCUGCAGCUUCAGGCUGGUGGCCUCCCUAAGAAAUCCCUGUCACAGCCUGAGAUCGGGGAGGUCCCUCAGACGCCCCCCUGGAAGCCUGAGUCCAGUGAGCCCCACCCCCACUCCUCACAGCCCAACUUCAGUACCUUUCCCAAGAAGCCACCACAGCCCGAAUUCAGUGUGUACCCCAGAAAGCCCCCACAGCCUCAGGUCAGUGGACUCCCUAAGAAAUCUCUGCCGCAGCCCAAGAUCGGGGAGGUCCCUCAGACACCCCCCUGGAAGCCUGAGUCCAGUAAGCCCCAGCCCCACUCCUCACAGCCUGAUUUCAAUACAUUUCCCAAAAAGAUCCCAGCCCCUCAGCUGAAUGACCUCCCCAAGAAGAUCCUGCACCCUGAUUUUGGUGACCUCACCAGGAGGUCCUCAGAGCCUGAAGUCAGUGUGUUUCCCAAGUGGCCACGGCAGUCUGAAUUCAAAGCACCCUCCAAGAAGCCCCUGCAGCCCGAGCUGGGGAACCUCCCCAGGGUAUCCUCAGAGCCUGAGUUUGGCCUACUCCCCGGGAAGUUUCUGCAGCCCGAGUGCCAGGGACCCCCCCGGAAGUUCUCGCAGCCCGAGUCCAGUGCUCUGCCCAAAAAGCACCUGCACCCCGAGUUCUUUGGUGAUCUCCCUAAAAAGCCACCCCUCCCCGGCUCUGUUUCAGAGGGCUCACUUCCCACUGCUGUCACAGGCUCCCGCCCCAGGCUCCCACUCAGCCCUGGCUUUGGAGCCAGGCAGCAAAGAUCAGGAGCUCUCACCCACAGUGGAGGGUCGAGGCUCGGCCUCAAAUCCAGCCACCCACCCCGGCGGAGGCCUCUGCCCCCAGCCAGCAGCCUGGGACCCCCUCCAGCCAAGCCCCCACUACCCCCUGGCCCCAGGGAUGUCCAGAGCUUCCGAAGAGCCACAGCCGCAGCCACAGCUCUGAGGAGGACCCGUUCUUCUGCUGGGAUCCACUUCCAGGCGGGACAGACUAAAGACAUUCCGCAGGACCAGGAUGAGGUCUACGAGCUGUAUGAGGACGUGGAGCCCACGGACAACUCCAGCCCCAGCCCCAAGGGCAGAGAUGAAGUGCCAUCUAUCCAGCAACCCCCCAGGCCACCACAAGACCCAGAACUCAGGAAGGAGAAGGUCCCCCAGCCACAGCAGUUGCCACCCACAGACCCAAAGACUCUGAAGCAGAUCCGGAAGGCAGAGAAAGCCGAGAGGGAGUUCCGGAAAAAGUUCAAGUUUGAGGGGGAGAUAGUGAUUCAGACAAGGAUGAUGAUCGAUCCCAAUGCCAAGACACGUCGUGGGGGUGGCAAGCACCUGGGGAUCCGGCGUGGGGAGAUCCUGGAGGUGAUCGAGUUCACCAACAAGGAUGAGAUGCUGUGCCGGGAUACCAAGGGCAAAUAUGGCUACGUGCCCAGAACAGCUCUACUGCCCCUGGAAACGGAGGUGUAUGACGAUGUUGGCUUCCUGGACCCUCUGGAGAGCCAACCAUUCCCCCAGGAACGAUAAGACCCACAGGUGUGGGUACCCAGACAACCGGCCAGCCAAGCCACCCGCUAACCCAGGAGUCUUGGAUCCCAGACUGGCAGUCACAGAACCACCCAGGCUGCCUACAUACAUGAACCACAUAAAGCUCCUAUUUAAAGCAA